UCGCCAAGCCGGUGAGCUCCAUGAAUGUACUUUUGGAGACCCUCCCCCCUGGAUGCAGAGAAAAGGGCAGUGGGCACACACAAAGCCAACACAGGGGUCACAGAUAAAGAGGACGGGCCAAAGGGGGGCGGUCACAUGAUGAUAGGAGCAGAGACGGAGCAGGACACAAACUGAGCUCAGAGCUGAGGACAUGCUCUACAAGCUUCUGCUUCGUUAUUUCCUGUCUCCUGCUUUCACUAUUUCACUGUCCUGCUCCUCUAUCAUUGCCUCCCUGUCCAGCAUCCUUUUGUGAAUCUUUUUGACACCACCUUUUCCCUUUUCCCUCCACCUCUGCCUCCCUGCUGCCUCCUGGUUCAGGGUUCGGACACUUUUUUCCUUCCUUCAGCGUCUCCUUGCGUCCUACAGUACCUUUUGGAUGGAUAGCUACUCUGUCCUCUACAGUUCUGCCCACAGAACCGGGCUCCUCUCCGGCUUCCAGCGCCUGCGCUCUGAGGGGAAGAUGUGCGAUGUUGUCCUCGUGGCCGGUGGUGUAUCAUUCCCAUGUCAUCGCGCCCUUCUGGCCAGCUCCAGCGAGUAUUUUUGGGCUCUGUUUGGAGACACUACUGCGGAGAGAUUAGCAGGCUCCGUUCGACUGCCGGCACUCACGUCCGAGGGCCUAGAUGCCGUUCUGGACUUCCUGUACUCAGGCUGGCUCAGCUUAUCCCCCCCUACGCUUCCCAUGGUCCUGGAGUCGGCCAGGUACCUGCAGGUGGAGACGGCCGUGUCCAUAUGUGAGCGGUUCAUGAUCGACGGGUUGGGCGCCCCCACCUGCUGCUCGUACGCCAACCUGGCGGAGCGCCACGCGCUCCCAGAUGCACUCGAGGCUGCCAAUCAGACCAUCGCUAUGGAGAUGGGGACACUGCUGCAGAAAACCAGGGGUGACCUUCUUGAGCUCAACUUGCAGUCGCUGAUGGCGGUGCUCGACGCUCAUGAAAUACCUGGCGUGAAGGAGAUGGAGCUGGUGAAGCUGGUGCUGGAUUGGCUGGAUGGAAACGGACCCCUCCCGCUGCUGAAGUCCAACCUGCUGCUGAGUCGGCUGCGCUUUGGAUUAGUUUCAGCUUUAGACCUGGCCCAUCUUAAUCACAGAGCCAUGGCCACACCGUUGAUACGAAGCCAGCUGACUCGGGCUCUGGAGUACCACCGAGUGGUUCCAACGCAGCCCGUCAGGCAGAGCAGGCAGUCCACGCUGCGAGCGUCGCCCGGUCGCGUGCUGCUGGUGGGAGGAGGGCCCAGCGCCGACUGGCCUGACCAGCAGGUGCUAGCGUUUGAUUACAGGAGCAGGAGGUUCUCAGCCCUGAGCUCGCGGCUCCCGCUGCGUCUGAGGAACCACUGCGUCUGCUCGGUGGGAGGGUUCCUCUUCGUGAUCGGAGGCGAAGAGGUGCAAGAGGGGGACGAUGACGGGAAGAAGUGCUUCACAGCGGCAGCGUCCAAUCAGGUGUGGCGCUACGAUCCUCGCUUUGACUGCUGGGUGCAGGUGGCGUCCAUGCUGGAGAGGCGGGCCCAGUUCGGCUGCUGCGUGGUGGGGGACGUGAUUCACGCCGUCGGAGGCCGGCAAACGCACGCGAGCGCGCCGGUGUCCCUGGCUUCGGUCGAGUCCUUGGACCUGUCCACAGGAACGUGGAGGAGAGGAGCGGCCAUGCCUCGCCCGCUCUACGGACACGCCGCCGCUGUGCUCCACGGCCGUAUCUACGUGUCCGGUGGUCGCCCCGGAAACCAGGACUGCAUUCACAGCAGCAAUGACCCCGACAACCAGGACGAAAACAGGCAUAGCACCAGAGAAGUCCUCUGCUGGGACCUCAAGGGCAGAGUUUGGGAGAAAAGGGCGCCCAUGUCCAUCGCCAGGUUCAGCCAUCGCCUAGCAGCCGUCCACAACUACAUGUACGCCCUGCUGGGGAUGUACGAGCCUUUCUGCGAUAUCGAGCGGUACGACGCGCAGUCAGACCACUGGGUGCGGCUCAAACCGCUCCUCAUUGGCUCCUUCAACUACGGGGUGGCGCCAACGCCAUCGGGAAACCUCCUGAUCUUUGGAGGAAGAAGGUGGAGUCACGGACAGGAGGUGAUUGUGAAGACCGUUUUGGAGUACGACCCAAAGAAAGACCAGUGGAGGGAGAUCAGCCAGCUCCCCCGACCUCUCACUGGCACUGAGUGCACACUGCUGCCCCUGCCGGAUUAACGUUCACAGUUUGUAGUUGUGCUCAAAAGGUUGAGAACAGUUUAGAAAUCAGAAAUAAUUAUCUGACGCUUUGAUCUAGUAAACACUCGAUCAAGAUAAUCAGACGCCCUGAAGUAACGGUUUGUGUCAUGAGAGAAAAAGUUAGAAAGGAAAAUAUGAUCCUUCACUGACUCUGAGUCAGCCAUCAAAAAAGCUAAUUCCUUCUGAUUUGACUGAACUUUGGUCGAAUGACUUGCGUUUAGACGACUUGCUUUUGUUCACAGGUGGAUGCAUUUCCCUGUGUUUGCUUCAUGAUGCAGACUUGUUUCUAAGCCUUUUUACCUGGUGGUACUGGUUCUAGCUAACAGAGUGGUUUCAUGUAAAUGUUAAAAUAUUACAUAAUAUAAAGAUUCAUCCUGUAUAAAUAUCAAUACCAAUUACAAAAUUUCACAUGCUAAAAUUAGCAUUUUAUUGACAUUUUCAUGAAAAAAGAAAAAGCAUGAGAACAAACUUUUUCCCCUGUGCGUGAAUGUGGGAAUGUUUCAGGAAGAUAAAUGCAUCUGGAGCUAAGGAGAGAGAUAAAGGGGCUUUAGAGAACAAGCAGAGGGAGAUUUAGUGGGAACAAGGUAUUUCUCAAACAGAUGAGCCUGAGCCGAGCUGCAGAGGAGGAACAGGAGAAAAGUCAGAACGGAAGGAGGUGAAUGUGGGGGGGCACGUGUGAAAUGAGCAUAGCUGCAGAGCUGCAGAGCUGCAUACGCACACACUACCGGUGACACUCCCCUGUAUUUACUGCUGAGGAGUAACUGUCUGUGCGGUGGAUGUGUAGAUGGAAGUGGCCCAUCCUCCGUUUUGUUUGACCCGCUUCCAUUUGCACUGACAGGCGACGUGGGAUGAAGCAGGAAACUGUGCUCAGACUGCGAGAGUAAUAGUGAGGCAAUUAUUCCCAUUCCUUUGUGCUCGGUUCUAAUUAAUUAUGAAUAAAUGCUCUCUUAGAGGGUUAAAUACAUUUGACUAUGUUUGAAUGCUUUAGAAAGUGAUUAGAUACUCAGAACUACAGUACAAAUUAUUAAUAAUAAAUAAUAAAGAUAAUAUAUUUUAUAAAGGUUUGUUGUAUUUUAUGAAUUUUGAUGCACCAAGUAAAUUGAGGGGUCACAUGAUAAGUUAUUAAAAAAUAUCACAUUUAA
Molecule: messenger RNA, 3375 nt
Organism: Betta splendens (Siamese fighting fish)
Lineage: Eukaryota; Metazoa; Chordata; Actinopteri; Anabantiformes; Osphronemidae
Product: kelch-like protein 34
Exons: 1
Coding region: 416-2212 (598 amino acids)
Molecular function (GO): protein binding
Source: RefSeq, a predicted model, not a curated record